AUGGAUAUCCAGAAAAAAUCUUCAAUGGCACUUAAUUCAAUGGGAAUUGGUUCCUUAUUAAGUCAAAUUGUUUUGGUUGCUUUCUUUUUCCCAGCAAUGUUUGGAAUGCCAGCUGUGGUGCUGAAGAUUGCCUUAAUUAUAAUUAAUACGCCAACAGAGAUUAUUUCAUUAGCUUCUACCAUAGUUGCGUCGAAUAGUCUUGGAAAUGAAUAUAUUGAAAAAUGGUGGAGUACAGACACAAUGAAAAAUAAACAAAUGGUAGGAUAA
Molecule: messenger RNA, 267 nt
Organism: Meloidogyne enterolobii
Lineage: Eukaryota; Metazoa; Nematoda; Chromadorea; Rhabditida; Meloidogynidae
Source: the annotation of a GenBank genome assembly